AUGCUUUAUCAGGAGCCCAUGCAACAGUACAACUCGGGCCUUCCAAUCCGUCCUCAUUAUGCAUCUCACGGCAGCAACAACUUUGCUCCCACCCCGAUGGACCAGCCAUCGGCCGAUGUCUUGAGUGCCGCAACAGCUCUGCUCCCGGCAUCUGAGCAGCAGUCCCCCCGUACCAACUUGCAGUUCAUGCCCUCUCACGGGAUACCAAUGCCCUUGCACCAAGAUGCCAACAGCUUCAACAUUUUCGCUUCAAAUGCUGGGCCAUCCCAUUCUCAACAAGCGAGACCAUCACGAACGGUGGAGGUCCUGUUUGGAUCCGAUCCAGGUUUCAGCAACGCCCAACAUUUCGUUCCGAGGCACGAGAGAGAAUCAACAGAACACAUCGCCGCGAAGCAGCUGGCAACUUUGAGCUGCCUGCAACGAAACCACAGCAAUGCUCCCACACGAGCACCCAGUCCUGAGCCGUGGGCAGCAUCUCGCCCUCCACAAACCACAACGAACGGGGUAAUAUCACCCCUAAAACUGAAGACGUCCGACCUUUCACCAAAUCCACCACAAAGCGACGGCUCAUCGAGCGCCCUGAAAAAGCGCAGAAGAAGCGACAAGUCGACGGAUUCGGACGACGAAGACGAGGAGCAAGAACGCUCCGUUAUCCAAGAGACUCCGGUAUCUUUUCCGUCACCACUUAGGUCCGCCUUGUCGCCGCCAACCGCCAAGAGGCGAAAGCCAUCUAUCGCCGCCUCUGCCGUAGAAGACGGCGCCACUCCUCCAGCCAACGGGAAACGGAAAAAGUCAACAGCAGCCAAGCCGCCUCGAGAGAACCUGUCAGAGGCACAGAAGCGGGAGAAUCACAUCAAGAGCGAACAGAAGCGCCGCAACAUUAUCAAGGAUGGCUUUGCAAAGCUCAACCAAAUCGUGCCGACAGUCAUCAACCAGAAUCUUAGCAAGGCUGGCGUCCUCAUCGCGACACACGUGUGGAUUGACCAGUUGGUGAAGGAGAACAAGGAGCUGGAAAAGUUGCUGGCUAGCGCUGGAGAAAAGUCCUAG
Molecule: messenger RNA, 1047 nt
Organism: Podospora anserina S mat+
Lineage: Eukaryota; Fungi; Ascomycota; Sordariomycetes; Sordariales; Podosporaceae
Exons: 1
Coding region: 1-1047 (348 amino acids)
Biological process (GO): regulation of transcription by RNA polymerase II
Molecular function (GO): DNA-binding transcription factor activity, RNA polymerase II-specific; protein dimerization activity; RNA polymerase II cis-regulatory region sequence-specific DNA binding
Source: RefSeq, a predicted model, not a curated record